AUCUUUUCUUCUCCUUGGGCGAUUUAGUUUCUCCUUGGCGUCGGCAUCUUUUAGAGGUGAAUUGAAUGAUAGUCCAUUUUCGUUGGUUUUCCAUAUGAAUUUUUGUGUUGUUUAGGGUUUGUGAAUUCUGAUCUGAGUCACCGAUCUAAACGAAACAUACGAAACCUCGAUCGAUUUAUACAGAGAGAUCAGAACUUGAGUGAGAUCUCGUCUUCAAGCUGCAGGAAGAAGGAAGUCGAGAAAAUCACCGACGCCGGAGAUCUAGUGAAUCGCCUUCUUCAACUAUGGCGCUUAGAUUUAAUCCUGUCUCCACGUCGCUCUCACCACCACUCCCUCCUCCUCUCAGAACUCAAAUUGAAGAUCCAAACGCUCAGUCUCAGCCUAGUCAAGAGCAUUUUGAUGCUUUUACUUCAACCAAAGUUGCGGAUCUAGCUAAGCCGUUGAAGGAAUUAGGGUUUCCUUAUAAGAUCCAUAUAGUGAAAGAUCAUGAUAUGUCUUGUGAUUGAGAGGCUUGGUCUUAGUGCUGUGAUUAUGGCAAGGCGAAAACACGUUUCCAAUUUUACUUGGAAUCCGAUUUGGGAGAUUAUUAUCACACAAAUUGAUCAAUUAUACUCAUUUCACUUCAGAUAUAUAAGGAGAUAUUGGUAGAUUAAUCAUUGUUAGGGUUAUUAGAAACUAGUUGAUAAUUCUGUUUACGUUCUUUUUAUUUCUACUUGUGGCAUUCACAGAGGUAAAGGAGUCAUUUGCAUGCUGUUUUCCAAUAAAGUUAAUUCUCUAAUCGAACAAGUUUCGAGAUUGGAUAUUGACGACGAUAUGGGCCUUGGAGGUAGUGAAACAAUGGAAUGCAAGUGUGGUAUGCCCCUAUGCAUCUGUGUAGCUUCUUCCAAAUCAACGGAUAAACCAAACCCACCGGCUACCGUUGCUCCUGUGGUUCUCCCUCAGUUAAAGUCAGAGACUUCAGCAAAAAGUAAAGGUUCUACUUCCAGCAGCAAUGCUAGAUCAGCUCUUAAUCCUGGACUAGACACCCCCCAAAGAGACUAUGAAGCCAGUGGGGAGGGAUUAAGGGAAGCUAUUAAGAAUGGUGACAUUGCUGGUGUGAAAAAGCUUCUAAAAGAGGGCGUAGAUGCAAAUUACCGUGACAAGCAGGGAAUGUCAGUGCUUCAUCUGGCUGUCCUUUUCAACCAAACUGAUAUUGCAUUGAUGUUGAUGGAUCAUGGAGCAAGCCUCGAGUACAAGAAUGCACAAGGAGAAACACCGCUAGAUUGUGCACCCGCAACACUGCAAUACAAGAUGCGGGAAAAGAUGAAGUCCACUUAACAGCAGGCAUCAUACAGAGGUACAAAUCAUUUUUUCAGAUAAGGGAAAGAUUUGUAAUGAGUUUGCUUGUAACUUUAGUUGCAUUCUGUGUGCAAUUUUUCAUGUUAUGUGAUCUUUGAACCAUGUCUUCUUUCGCUAUGACAUAAAAACUCUCCUUUUGUGGCAAGCUAAAAAUAUACAGUUGUUCAAUU
Arabidopsis lyrata subsp. lyrata is the source of this 1508-nucleotide messenger RNA. Its product is annotated as palmitoyltransferase AKR1. Gene Ontology annotation, molecular function: phosphatidylinositol-3-phosphate binding; ubiquitin binding. Gene Ontology annotation, biological process: protein transport to vacuole involved in ubiquitin-dependent protein catabolic process via the multivesicular body sorting pathway; protein targeting to vacuole. Gene Ontology annotation, cellular component: ESCRT-0 complex. The transcript is spliced from 7 exons. The record is from RefSeq and is a predicted model, not a curated record. The coding region runs from base 748 to 1317 and encodes 189 amino acids. NCBI's taxonomy places the organism in Eukaryota, Viridiplantae, Streptophyta, Magnoliopsida, Brassicales, Brassicaceae.